GCCCUGAAAUUCUAUUCAGCAGUUUGAAAUCAAUCCACAGCUUUUCUCAUUCACCCGCCCACUUGGGGCUAAUGCAAGCCAUGACCAUCUACUGAGGAAAGCCACAAAAAACUUCAAAACAGCUACAACGGCAAGAACAAGGUGCUGCAAAAGUCACAAAACCAUGUUAUUCUUAAUUUUCAACCAUUGAUUUUUGACAAACUGGUAUCUACAAUGCAGCACCAGCAACUAUGAGUGAUUCUGUCUGAAGUUACUUAUGAAAAAGUGUAAAAUGUGCACCACCAGAUAAAAUCCAGCGGGUAAAAGAGAGUAUUGUCCCACAGUCAGCAGGCCACUAGCUUAUUAACUUCCAGUCACUUUCAUUUUUGCUAAAAUGAAGACUCUGAAAUCUACACUUCUCCUGUUCCUGUUUGUGCCUCUGAUAAAGCCAGCACCACCAUCUCAGCAGGAUUCACGCAUUAUCUAUGAUUAUGGAACAGACAAUUUUGAAGAAAGCUUAUUUAGCCGAGAUUAUGAGGAUAAAUCCCUGGAUGGAAAAAGUAUUAAGGAAAAAGAAACUAUGAUAAUAAUAUCCGAUGAGAAAGGUUUUCAAUUACAAAAAGAUGAGAGUAUAAAACCAUUAUCCCCCAAGAAAGAAAAUGAUGAAAUGCCCACAUGCCUGCUAUGUGUUUGUUUAAGUGGCUCUGUAUACUGUGAAGAAGUUGACAUUGAUGCUGUACCACCCUUGCCAAAGGAAUCAGCCUAUCUUUAUGCACGAUUCAACAAAAUUAAAAAGUUGACUGCCAAAGAUUUUGCAGACAUACCUAACUUAAGGCGACUUGAUUUUACGGGAAAUUUGAUUGAAGAUAUAGAAGACGGUACUUUUUCAAAACUUUCACUGUUAGAAGAACUUACACUAGCUGAAAAUCAACUACUGAAACUUCCAGUUCUCCCUCCCAAGCUUACUUUAUUUAAUGCAAAAUACAACAAAAUCAAGAGUAGAGGAAUCAAAGCAAAUACUUUCAAAAAAUUGAAUAACCUCUCCUUCCUCUACUUGGACCACAAUGCCCUGGAAUCUGUGCCUCUUAAUUUACCAGAAAGUCUGCGUGUAAUUCAUCUUCAGUUUAACAACAUAACUUCAAUUACAGAUGAUACAUUCUGCAAGGCUAAUGACACCAGUUAUAUUCGGGACCGCAUUGAAGAGAUACGCUUGGAGGGCAAUCCCAUCAUCCUGGGAAAACAUCCCAACAGUUUUAUCUGCUUAAAAAGAUUGCCUGUAGGGUCAUACAUUUAACCACUAUCAAUGCAGCACAUAAGCUAAAGUACACACAUACUUAUAAUCUGUCUCAACAAUGUCUAAAGGAGCUUAAGUAUUUAAUAUUAAUUUUGUAUCCUACUAUGAAGGAACUUAUGUUUUAAGCAAGGAUGUUCAAAAAACCUUACAUAUAACAACGAGCAAAAAGUAAGAGUGAAUCUUUAAGUUCAAAACAAAGUAAUGUGAAAAUAUUUGAACAGCAUUACAAAAUCCCUGCAGUUUAUACUGGAGUACCAUUUAAAAGGUAUGUUUUUAUAUAAAUACCCAAAUUUAAGAUGUAUUACGAAGUGAAAGGAUAAGUCCAAGAAACUUUCAACUGUUUGUCUUUCCUGGCUUCUACCGGAUCCCUAAAGCAUUUAAGGCAUAUGUUCCAAACACUUUGAAAAGCUAAAUAUUUCCAGGGACCUCUCACUUUUCUUUUAUCAUUCAUACAUUAUUCAUUAUGAAGUAGGAACUCUGUUUUCUUUCUAUUAAGGCAGCUACUAUAUUUUUACUUAGCCUCAGAAAUAGGAAUAUAGUCUCAUACCUAGGCAAAACUUUCCAAAUAAAGCAUAAUUUUACUCUCUGAUAAAGAGCUAAUAUAGUAAUGUUCAGUUAUUCUGCUUUGUGAUCACACAAUUAAAGGCUUUAGUAAAAUAGUACAAAAUUUUCUUUAAUCUAAAUAUUAACAUUCUAAGUCCACCAUAAAACAUUUUAGGAAGCCAAGCACAUCAAAAUCAGUAUGCUUAUAAAAAAACCUGAAAGUCCAUCCUGUUUCUCAGAACAUAGCCAUAAAAUUCUCCACUGUAAAGGCUUUCAAUUAUGAUAUAUACUGCAAAAUAUUUUCUUUUUAUACUAUAGGAAUGAGAAUCUCAUCAAUAAAUUUAUCCAAAU
Molecule: messenger RNA, 2167 nt
Organism: Delphinapterus leucas (beluga whale)
Lineage: Eukaryota; Metazoa; Chordata; Mammalia; Artiodactyla; Monodontidae
Gene: OGN
Product: osteoglycin
Biological process (GO): bone development; articular cartilage development
Cellular component (GO): extracellular matrix
Molecular function (GO): protein binding
Source: RefSeq, a predicted model, not a curated record